AUUAACACGCAUUCAAUAAUAUCCGGUGAACUUGGGGGCAGGCCUGGCAGUUUCUGUGAAAUCAAGUGAACUAAUUCAACAUGAUGGAGGUGUACCCAGUGCCUGUGUUCAGUCCACCAGAUCUGUGUGAUGGGGAGCGGAGAUGUCGAGACAUGUGGAUGGAGUUUGUGUAUAUUGUGGUGAUUCCUGCAGGCGUUGUAUUGUUGUUGGCCAUGGUUCUCAGUAUGGUCCUCUGCUGUAGUUGUACAAGGAGGAGGAAGAAGUCUGAAAGUCAGGAAGAUAUUAGUUUGGAUAAAUACAACUCCAUCAGAAGAGCAUCACAAGGCCUUCGGGAACUCUCUAGGAAAAGAGAUACAUUACUGCUAUCUAGCCGCAGUGGUUCGAUGACCCUUGACCGUGAGCACCGCUACCGUAGAGGCAUGCAUGGGCGAGACACCUGUCAAUCUGCCCCAGGAACACUACAGAGGGAUCGGAGGCGUGACAGACGGCAAGCUCGUAGUGCCUCACCUCCCCCCUACCAACUCCCUCCGCAGUACUCUGUAAACAAUGGGGAGGCCCUGGACAGGUCGUCCACAACACCCCACAGCCACACAACCUCGGAGAACGAUGCUCUCAUAUCACAACAGUUUGCCUGAGACCAAUAUUUUACUCAUGAUCCAUGUAGUAUAGGAAGCUGGCCCUAGAAUUAUAUGGCUGUAGAAGAAACGGAGUGUUAUUUAUGAAUUUUAAAACACAACUUUUAGUAAGAUUUUUACAAAUAAUAUCUAUUGUAUUUGUUAUUUAAUAAGAAUAAUGUUCUAAUGUAUUAACAUGUAGUGUUCACCAAUACAAAAGGCUAGCCUAUAGAUUUGUUACCGGUACACGUCACUCGGGGUACAGAGUCUUAAGUAUUUUCAUAAUGGUGUGUGCAGUUUGAAUAUUGUUUAUAUCGACUUGAAAAUAGAAAUAUCACUUUUAGACUAUAGAAAUUAUACACCUUUUUGUUGUAUUUUUAUAUGUAUGAUAAUGAGUAUUCUAUUUAGGUAUUCAAUGGAACUUGUAGUCUGUUGGGACAACAAAUGUUCAUUUACAACAAAUUUAUCUAAGCUUGACAAAUCAGAUGUUAGGUUAAACUUUUUUGUGAAUUUUUUUUGGGGGGAAAAUGCCAAUCCACUUUUAUAUUGAUAAAAUAUAGGCUCCGUCCAUUGUGGUAAAACAUGGUAGGAUAUUGUACAAUCGUAAUUUGGGAUGAUAUUUUACAAUUUUAAUAUGGUGUUAUAAUAUUGGUAUACCAGUACAGUAUUUUAACAUUGUUCUAUGGUUUGACGUGAUUUUUAAGCUGUUCCUCAAAUUUUUAUUAGGAUUUGAGAAUUUAGACAUAUGGUAUUAUUAUAGAUUGAAAUCAGAUAAUAUAUUGUGUACAAAUUACAAACUGUUAUUGUUUCACUGGUGCUACAUUGAGUCUGGUGUUUUUAUGUUUUGUAUUUAGAAGUAGAUGGAUGUGCAUAUUAUUUAUGAAUUUACAUGAAUAGCUUUAAAGAGCGAUGAAAAAUUUAAGGAUGAAAUGUUUUGACAUUUUUUUGAAAGAUUGUAUGAUUUGAUGUAGUCUACAAAUAUCCAAACUCUUGUUAUCAACAAGUUGAUAACACUAUCUUUUUAACAAAAAAAAAAAUAUGUUAAUAUUUUGUCUCUUCAUCAAAAACAGCUGAAAUUGUGUUACUUAUAUUCUGGGACAGUAAUUAAUAUUGAUAUUUGGUAAAUGACUGUACAUGUAGUACAAUAUUAAAUUCAUUUGAUUUUGAAUUAAGAUCAAUAAUGUAUAAAGUACCACACCCUUUGUGCCUUUUUCUUUGUGUAGGUUAUUGAUGAGUAAGUUUAUUAUUGUACUCAGAACCAUGUUAUGUUUGUGCCAAAGAUUUUAAUACCAGUCAUUUAUAUACUAUGAGAUGGCCAUUCUUCUCAACCAGAUAUUUGAUUUGAACAAAUUUGAUUUCAUAUGUCCAUUAUAGAAACUUGCUACACAAUGAUUUACAUGUGGGUAGGGUUCAUACCUGCCUUAAUAUCACAGAAUGUAUAGUUCUUAUUGGAGUAAAAUACAUAGUUGACAGUGCAACAAUUAUUACUCAGCUUGAACAAAGUCACUCAUUAGUUUACUUAAAUUGUUUAAGAUUUAGUUCUGUUCAGUCAAAAAUUAUUGGAGUAAGUAUCAAAAUUGUGGAAUUCUGAUAAAUGAAAGUUGCUCUGUCCAGACAGGCAUUGUCACAGGCACUUUCAUGGAAAAUAGAAAUAAAAAAACCCAUUCUUAUGGGUCUACAGUUACAUUUAUCCAGACCCUAAUUUACUCUGAUAGAAUUAUAUGUUGGAUAAUAAAUUAAGGUCCUUAUUGAUAAUGUUAAUGCACUUACAAUAGAGAAGAUCAGUAGAAAUCUCCAUUGCAAUAUAAAUUGGUCAAGGAUUUGAUAUUAUAAUGUCCCAGCUAUAGACACGCCCUUAGAUUUCAAAUUCAAUGUUUAUAUUAUGUUUUGAGUGCAAUACAUCUCAUGUUUGGUUUGCUGAGAGUUGCUGAAACAGAUUUUCAACUUUCAGAAUGUAAACGUACAUAUUUAGAAAAUGUAUUAAAUGUUUUUGAGCUGUAAAGUAUCCUGUGUAUGUAGAACUAUUUGUGCCUUAACUCAUUCAUAUAUACAUGUAUUUGUAAACAGUCAUAUUUAUUAAUAAAAAUUCUGCAUGAAAUA
Pecten maximus is the source of this 2714-nucleotide messenger RNA. RefSeq lists its product as uncharacterized. The transcript is spliced from 6 exons. Lineage: Eukaryota; Metazoa; Mollusca; Bivalvia; Pectinida; Pectinidae. Gene Ontology annotation, cellular component: sarcoglycan complex. The record is from RefSeq and is a predicted model, not a curated record. The coding region runs from base 81 to 635 and encodes 184 amino acids.